Monascus purpureus is the source of this 3280-nucleotide messenger RNA. The record is from the annotation of a GenBank genome assembly. Lineage: Eukaryota; Fungi; Ascomycota; Eurotiomycetes; Eurotiales; Aspergillaceae.
AAAUUUACUUCAACUGUAUAAAUAUAUGGAUACCCACAGACCCCUCCAUGCAGUCUGUAUUUAGAUAUUAAUUAAUAUCGACUAACACAGCGACUGCAACACUACGUACCAGCUUCUCCUUUUCUCUCUUGUCUUUUUUUUUUUAAAUUUUUCUCUCAGCCAUCACGCUUCCUCGUCUUUUCUAUCGUCUCCCUGCAGCAGAUCGCCCGUGUUCUCGAGAACCUCUCCCUCUCUUUCUGAGGCGUUCCGCUGCUUCUGUCUGACUGGAGCCUGACAUGGUCCAGACAAGAGAUGAGGAGCGCGCGGAAUACUUGGCAAAGGCGACUUUGGGGCUGCUAGAUGCUGGUCGUCCAGAAGUAGGUUUUUCUUUCUUUUUGACUGACAUUGCUUCCACUUCUUCAGUUCCUUUAAUUCUCUUUUGACGUAUUCUGAACUGUUACCUUCUCUACCUCUACAGGAAGCAUCCCGCAGUCUCCGAGAAGCCCUCUCUCUAGCACCAGAAAAUGUCCAUGUCAAGGAGGCCUUUCUCAAGCUUCAACAAGACGAGAAGGACGGUCAUCAGCUGUUAGAUCUUUGUCGACGGUAUAUCACCGAGAAGAAUGAGGAUGCUGGGGAAGAGGCUGUUCGUUACCUGCGCACGGAUGGGCUGAAACCCCCCGAAGAUAUUGCGUUGGGUUGCCUGAAACUUCUGCUGGCAGAGAAACCGCAUACAUUGUCACCGGUACAGGAUGUUAUCAUUUCGGGGCUGGUCCGACAAAAUGCCAGCGUGCGACAAUUUUUCGCAACUCGACUACAAGACUCCGUGACUGCUUUCUUUGAUGAGAUUUACGAUAGAGGAGAUGGGGCUGCUGUGUGUCUUGACAUGAUUGUUCUGGAUCCAAAGCUAUGGCCCUCCGAGGAUGCCCGUUCACAUUGUGAGCGUGAGCUUUUCCUGCUGUUCAUCGCAAAGCUAAUGGAAUCCGGCCAUGACCUAGACGGUAGGUCCCUCAAGGGAAUCACGCGGCUGCUUGCUGUGGACGCGGCCAAUCUACAGCACCUCGUCGAUGACGAAGGUUUGGAUGUUAUUCUUUCCUCUUCAGACAACCGGAUUUCCUUGGAAUUGAGGAGCCAGGCCACAUUGGCCAUGGCUAGGUACCUCGAAGCUUCAAAGAAGAUCGGUGAGGAGCGUUUUGCUAAGCUCAUCUCCGCUAAAAUAGCGAAAGGUCACAGUGACGAUUUGAUUGCUGCGUAUUCCGCAGUUGCUGCUGUCUUCCCCAUCAUUCCAAACGUCAUGGCCAGUCUCUUCUUGUCCAAGGAAUUUGUAAAGUCUCUCCUCACGUCGGUCUCCAGAGGCGUUAAGAGCCGGAGCGUGGAGCUCUCGGAACUCGAAUUGUUGAAUGCUGCGUGUAUUGAUCGAAACUGUCGCGAGGCGAUUUCCAAGAACUUCUCUGACUGGUUGUCGCACCUAUUGAGCAAUGGCACUGAUCAGACUUCUGAAUUGGCUGCCGUGAUUCUAGCAAAGAUCAGAUCAUCCGAGAAGGACGCGCUUUCUGGAUCGAACGGUAAGGUCCAGGAGGCAGACAGCAGUAUCCCGGAGUUAGUGGAUCGAUUCAAGGGACUGAUGUCUAAGCAAAAGGUCGAUAACAUCCAAAACGCCAUCGAAGGGUUGGCUUAUUCGUCCGUGAAGCCGACAGCAAAAGAGCAGCUUGCCGGGGACUCUGCGUUUCUGCGAGACCUAUUCGAACUUCUACAGGCAAAUUCAGAAGACUCAUCGGUGCUUUAUGGCGGGUUAAUGGUCAUCCUGAACCUCACCAGUUUUCUUCCCAAACUCUCCGAAGAACAGAAGAAGAUUUCCCAGCUCAAAUCAUACGCCAAUGCUUCCGCUUCAGAAGCCAAGGCGGGCCCAGAUCCUCUUGAUGAUGACGAACAUGUCACUGCACGCUGCGCCGCUAUCGUCAAUGCUGGGAUUAUGCCUCUUCUGGUUGACUGCGGCAAGUGCAGUCUACCAUCCGUACAUGGUCUCAUCAGUAAGAUAUUGGUUUCCCUUGCCGCAGACCGGAAGAAUAGAGGUAAACUGGCUCAGCAGGGAGCCGUGAAGCUCUUGAUAAGCAUCGGGACGCCAAAGCCUGGUAGCACAGGUCUUGACGAAACAGUGCAUCACGCAUCCCACGCUCUUGCCCGUAUUCUAAUUUCGGUUAAUCCGUCUCUCGUCUUCCCAUCGUCGGGCGUCCCUCAAAUAACCUCUGCGAUUCGACCUCUGGUCUCUCUUCUAUCUCCCCCGGAGCAAGCGCCAAUUUCUGUUGAUCAACCGCGCGAUCUUCUACCUAUGUUCGAGAGCCUUCUCGCACUUACUAACCUUGCUUCUUCUCCGGACAUAUCAGCCCCGGAAAGCAUAGUCCGACAGGCUUGGACAGUUGUGGAGGAUCUCCUGCUUUCGAACAAUACACUUAUCCAGAGGGCGGCAUGCGAGCUGGUCUGCAACCUGAUGACUUGCGAAUCGGGGAUAGUCAAGUUUGCAGACGGUACCAAGAGGGCUGCGCAGCGCCUUCAAAUACUCCUGGCUCUCACCGAUGCAGAGGAUAUUGCGACGCGAAGAGCCGCUGGGGGAGCUCUCGCUAUGCUCACGGAAUACGAUGCAGUGAUAACGGCUAUCUUGGAUCGACCCGCCGAGAUGAGCGCACAGGAUUAUCUCCACCAGCUAGAUGAUGAUUCGAAGGCGAGAGGACCUCGCUCCUUGAACCUGCUUCUUCGUCUCUGCCAGGAGGAAGACGGAGCGCUGGCACACCGAGGCGUCGUGUGCAUUCAAAACCUGGCCAACGCGUCUGGGGAUACAGGCGCGUUUGCCCGGGAAGUGCUGAAGGCUUCCGAUACAGUCCAGAUUCUGACGGAGCUAUUCAAGAGAGAACAGCAAAGUGGGAACAUGGCUGCUCUCCAGGUGGCAGUUGAAACCCUGAAAGUGUUGGUCGAUUGAACGGGGAGAAGUUGAGGAGGUUGCGCGAACUUUUAUUUUGCUCUCCUCUCCAGCCAUUUCAAGUCUUUUCCAUCCAUGAAUUUAUUUUUUCUCGGAGAUUAUUCAUGGCGUUUUUUUUGGUAGUCACGCCUGCUGCUUUUGCCUAUCUAAUUCCUUCCAGCGUACGUCUCGGCUCGGUUCGGCGCAAGAGCUUGUUUUCUAAAGCCUUUCUUUUUAUUCGUUGUCUUCGCUAGAUUGCUAUGCGUGUACUUCAACAUUUAUCUCUAGAGACGGGAUGAUCUUGAACGUUACGUGCUUUCAUAGAAGUGUAUGAAUGGCAACAUAUAAAGC